Messenger RNA from Penaeus vannamei (Pacific white shrimp), 1764 nucleotides. Lineage: Eukaryota; Metazoa; Arthropoda; Malacostraca; Decapoda; Penaeidae. The record is from RefSeq and is a predicted model, not a curated record.
GUCUGCAAAUGAUAAUGUGACCAAAACUAAGGUAGCAAUCAAGAAGAUCUCCCCCUUCGAACAUCAGACGUACUGUCAGAGAACACUUCGGGAGAUCAAAAUUCUAACGAGGUUCAAGCAUGAAAAUGUAAUAGACAUCCGUGAUAUAAUACGAGCCCAGAGCAUAGAUCAAAUGAAGGAUGUUUAUAUUGUUCAGUGUCUUAUGGAGACUGACUUGUACAAGUUACUUAAAUCUCAGAAACUGAGUAAUGACCACAUUUGCUACUUCCUUUAUCAAAUUCUUCGAGGGUUGAAGUACAUCCACUCGGCAAAUGUUCUUCACCGUGACCUGAAGCCUUCUAAUUUGCUGCUAAAUACCACGUGUGACCUGAAGAUCUGUGACUUUGGCUUGGCUCGUGUGGCUGAUCCAGAGCAUGACCACACAGGUUUCCUGACCGAGUAUGUUGCAACUCGUUGGUACCGCGCACCUGAGAUCAUGCUGAACUCAAAGGGCUACACAAAGUCUAUUGACAUCUGGUCGGUAGGAUGUAUCCUAGCAGAAAUGUUAUCCAACCGUCCACUGUUCCCGGGCAAGCAUUACCUGGACCAGCUCAACCACAUCCUGGGUAUCCUUGGUUCUCCAUGCCAAGAAGACCUGGAUUGUAUCAUCAAUGAGAAGGCUAGAAGUUAUCUCCAGUCUCUACCAAACAAGCCAAAGGUGCCAUGGACAAAGCUGUACCCCAAUGCUGACCCCAAAGCCUUGGAUUUGUUGGACAAAAUGCUGACCUUCAAUCCUCACAAGCGCAUCACGGUGGAGGAGGCUCUAGCACACCCCUACUUAGAGCAGUAUUAUGAUCCAGCUGAUGAGCCUGUAGCUGAAGAGCCAUUUAAAUUUGAGAUGGAACUUGAUGACCUGCCAAAGGAAAAGCUCAAGGAAUUAAUUUUUGAAGAAACUGUACUCUUUAAGCAGAGGCUUGCAACAGAACAGGCUAUGCAGCAGAACUGAAUACAAAGACAUGACUUAGCAUUAUUACAAGAGACGAAGGGUACGUUCUAGAGGAGACCUACUGAUUGGUGGCAUUCAUCUUUGGAAUACUACAAGGAAUCGUUCAAUAAUCCCAAAAGGGAGAUCACCUGUCUACAGAAUAAGUGUAUGUGAUAAAGUGCUUUAUCUUAAAAAUCAGUUGGAAAAAAUGUAUAGGAAUAAGACUUAAAACACAGGAGUAUGUGAAGGAUAUUAACAUUUUCUAGCACCAAAAAAAUAUAAAUAAAUAAUUAAAUGAAUAAAAUUAAAAAGUAGAAGAAAGAAAUAUGUCUUGGAUGAAGUGCCUCUUCUAAGUGAGUUAUCAGGCAAAAUGUGCAAAACUGAUAAAGUGUCUCGUCUAGGAAGUGUGCCUGCAGAGAGCCCUCUUUCUAUCCUUUGUGACGGGAAAUGCUCUUUGAUGAUUGAAUGAUUGCUGGGAACUUACCAGUUGAUGGCUGAAAAAAUGUGUGGUCUUGAGGAAGGGUGCUUCCAUGAUGCUAGUGAUGCAUUUCAGUCUUGUGGCACCUCACUCUCAACCUUCGUUUCAUUUGGACAAUACUGGCUUUCUGGCUAGAGAUUCAUUGCUCUUAGGAAGCAGGUGACUGAUUGUUCGCAAGCAAAUGUACACGUUUGGUUGCUCUUCAGUUAUACCAGCUCGGCAUGUUUCUGUAUUGCUAAAAAUUUCAAACUCCUGGUGGCUGGUGGUUUACUGUUCAAAGGAAAAAAAAAAAAAAAAAAAAAAAAAAAGAGAGAGAGAGAGA